Molecule: messenger RNA, 966 nt
Organism: Striga hermonthica
Lineage: Eukaryota; Viridiplantae; Streptophyta; Magnoliopsida; Lamiales; Orobanchaceae
Source: the annotation of a GenBank genome assembly
AUGGACCUGGAGCCCGGGACCAUGGACAGCGUCCGGUCCGGGCUCUUCGAUCAGAUCUUCCGGCCCGACAACUUCGUCUUUGGGCAGUCGGCCGCCGGGAAUAACUGGGCGAAAGGGCACUACACCGAGGGGGCUGAGCUCAUCGACUCCGUGCUUGACGUUGUCAGGAAGGAAGCUGAGAACUGCGACUGUCUCCAGGGAUUUCAAGUUUGCCACUCGUUGGGAGGUGGCACAGGAUCUGGCAUGGGAACACUGCUGAUAUCCAAGAUAAGAGAAGAAUACCCUGAUCGAAUGAUGCUGACUUUCUCUGUAUUCCCUUCACCCAAGGUCUCUGAUACUGUGGUGGAGCCCUACAAUGCAACCCUCUCUGUGCAUCAGCUUGUUGAGAAUGCCGAUGAGUGCAUGGUCCUCGACAAUGAGGCUCUUUGUGAUAUCUGUUUCCGAACUCUCAAGCUCACUACCCCUAGUUGUGGAUUGAUUAGUUUCGGCCGUGACAAUAACAUCCGGUGCGAGGACCUUGAUCGGAAUUCGUGCGCCUUCUCGGUGUCCUCCACCGGCAAGAGGUGCGUGCUCGAGAGCCGCCUCCUCCGGUCGGGGUCGGAGGAGUACACCUGUGGCACGUCCGAGAUCGUGGCCGACAUGUUCAACAACCACAUCGAGACCGACAAGUGUAUCCGAGCCUGUGGUGUCGACCGUUGGGCCCUUGGCAUCUCGUCUGACUCCCUCCUCGACCGCAGGUGCGUCGCCAGCCUCUGCUCCGACGAGUGCUUCCAGAACUGCCCCAACAUCGCCGACCUCUACUUCAACCUCGCUGCCGGUGAAGGGGUCUACCUCAUGAAAUUUUGCGAAGCGCAUCAAUCGGGAGAGCGUCGUGGGAUGAUGGAGGCCUUCAAGAGCUCCGCGAUUGGAUUGGAUGACCUAGCUGACGAAGCAGAGGCCCCGGCUCCUUUCCCGGACAACGAGUAG